Messenger RNA from Colletotrichum higginsianum IMI 349063, 774 nucleotides. Its product is annotated as Cell wall galactomannoprotein mp2 allergen f17-like protein. Gene Ontology annotation, cellular component: extracellular region. The transcript has a single exon. The coding region runs from base 1 to 774 and encodes 257 amino acids. Lineage: Eukaryota; Fungi; Ascomycota; Sordariomycetes; Glomerellales; Glomerellaceae. The record is from RefSeq and is a predicted model, not a curated record.
AUGCAGCUCCGCUCUUUGCUGUCUCUCUCCCUCGUCGCGGCCACGGUCCUCGCCGCCCCCGUCCCCGCCACCGUCGCCGCCGCCGCCGUCCGGAAACGCGACCUGGCCUCGAUCCAGGCCGCCCUCAACACCAUCAACUCGGCGCUCCAGGGCCUCGACAACUCGGUCAAGGCCACGACGUCCGUCACCAUCGGCGGCGGCAUCCAGCUCCUCGGCGCCGUCGGCGGCGUCAAGACGUCGAUCCAGGACGCCACGACGCAGGUCCAGGCCUCCCAGCCGCUCAACAAGCAGGACGCGCGGAACCUCAAGGCCGCCACCGACGCGCUGACGAACAACGUCAAGGUCACCAUCAACGACGUCGUCGCCAAGAAGAGCCUCGUCGACUCCCUCGGCGCCACCCCGCUCGUGGCCGUCGCCCUCCAGGACCAGAAGACGGCCAGCGUCGCCCUCGCCCAGGCGCUCGUCAGCAAGGUGCCGCCCGAGCUGAACGCCGACGCGCAGAAGAGCGCCACCGCUCUCAGCACCGUCCUGGACCAAGGCAUCGGCAUCUUUGGCGGGACCACGGUGGCUCCCGCGGCGGGCGCGGAUGCUGCGGCGUCGGCCGGAGCAACCACCGUCUGUCAGGUCGUGGACCCGGCCACCGGUGCCGCCUCGGCUCCCGUUGCCGCCGAUGCUGCCGCUGCCGCUGCUGCCGCCCCCGCCGCGGCUCCUGCUGGAGGGGGCGGCCUCUUGGGUGGCCUCAUGGGAUUCCUUGGAGGGCUACUGAAACAUUGA